GAGAGGGGAGGGGUGGAGUAGUUGAACAGCACAAGCAGCAGCAACAACAACAUAGUCACUUUAGCUUUUUAUGCAGACUUGUCACUGCACAAAGGAAACCAUACAGGGACAUUCAUUUUGUAAGCUUUGACAUUAAUGGGAUUGUAAAGCAUCUAUUGUACUGUUUUAACCAAAAGGAUGGAGAUGGGAAAAAAUAGGGCAUUUUGAGAUUUUGACCAGGAAACACCAGGAAAACACAGGUUGGAGCAGGGAAUUUCCAAGAUUUCAGAGUGGAAAUACUGUGCAGGCCUAUACAGAGAGGCAGACACCCGGCCCACUCCAUGCACAGGAGCGAGGAACCCACCGAGAGCCGGCGCUCCACGGGGACACAGACUGAAAGCAUGCAGGGUCAGGUACCGAGGCUUUCUAGAUUCAAUUUAUUCACACUACUGAGCCUGUGGAUGGAGGUCUUUCCUCCCCCUGUAGAUGGCGAUGACCGAAAGAGACCCCAGCAGAUUAAGAAGACUGGUCUUGUUGUGGUUGGAAAUAUGAAAGUCAUUGGUCUCCACUGUUCCAGUAAGGAGCUUCAUGCUGGUCAAAUUGCAGUCAUCAAGCAUGGAUCCAGACUCAAGGACUGUGAUCUCUACUUCUCCAGGAAACCAUGCUCAGCCUGCUUAAAAAUGAUCGUAAAUGCUGGGGUGAACCAGAUCUCCUACUGGCCCUCAGAUCCAGAGAUGAGCCUUCAGCAAGAAAACUCUUCCCACACAGACAACGGAGAUGCCAGGCUGGACGCCAAUGCAGUUGAGCGGUUAAAAUCAAACAGUCGUGCCCAUGUGUGCGUGUUGCUGCAGCCGUUGUCAUGUAACAUGGUGCAGUUUGUAGAAGAAACAUCCUUGAAAUGUGACUUUGUGCAGAUGAUUGCCAGGAAGUGGCCUGAAUUCCCAACGAGAUCUUUCUACGAGUAUCGCCAGGAACGGUUUAAGCAGUAUGAAACAAUGUUUUUAAUCUCUAAUGAGGACACGCACAAGGAGAUCCUCAAGCUGAUAGGGCUGGAGAAUCUAUGUGAAAACCCAUAUUUCAUUAGCCUGAGACAGAACAUGAAGGAGCUCGUCUUCAUACUGGCUACAGUGGCGGCCAGUGUUCCCAACUACUCUGAUUUUGGUUUCUACCUCCGUAAGACGAGUGCUGAGAAUCACCAAAGCCUUUCUCAAGAAAUUGCACAGCACUGUAUCAUUCAAGCCCGGCUGCUGGCAUAUCGAACCGAAGACCACAAAACUGGAGUUGGCGCUGUUAUUUGGGCAGAAAGGAAAUCUAACUCACUAGAUUGUGACGGUACAGGAUCUAUGUAUUUCCUUGGCUGUGGAUAUAACGCUUUCCCUGUUGGGUCAGCAUAUGCCGACUUUCCUCAUAUGGACGACAAACAAAAAGACAGAGAAAUCAGGAAAUUCCGCUACAUUAUCCACGCAGAGCAGAAUGCAAUAACAUUCAGGUGUCAUGAAAUUAAGCCGGAUGAAAAAACCAUGAUCUUCGUGACAAAAUGCCCGUGUGAUGAAUGUGUUCCUCUGAUUAAAGGCUCUGGCAUCAAGCAGAUUUAUUCCGGAGAUGUGGACAUUGGGAAAAAGAAGGCCGAUAUAUCAUAUAUGAAAUUUGCUGAACUUAAGGGAGUCAGUAAAUAUACUACGCAAAGUAUACACAAAGCCUGAAGAAAGAUGCCUAGAACACCCAGUGUUAUUUAUAGAUGAUGUACAGCGGUAUGAGGCUCUUUGCGUGGAAUCACUUGUAUAACGUGUACCUCCUGUAUGAAUUACUGGACAUUUGUAUUGACAAUUGGAGUGCAUCUUGUUUUAUUGUUGGAAUAUACUUUUUCUACAAUUAUUCAGUGAAGUACAGAACAGCCUGUGCAUAGAAUCUUAUUUCUCUAACUUCAUGCAGGACUCUACUAUACACAGUGCAGUGGGAUAUGUUUGGGUUUUAUAAAUAAAGGAAGAUAAUAGUAAUAUUGCCAUAUAUUAAUGUGUGGCGAUUGACCUAGUACUUUGGAGCAUAGUGCCCCCCAGUGGACAGAUCAAUGUAAUACUAAAAUUACAUUACUACUAAUUAAUAACUUUGAAACUAUAUAUUUCUAGAAGAUAGAUGUGUUUGUUUUGUUAAACAAGACGAGAACAUAGUUUGAGAAAACAAUGGAAAUUGGAUAACAGGUAACUGUGGAAAAAGGUGUUGUAAACGCUCCGGUGUUCACAUUGAAACUUGUACUGUAAAAAUGGUCAUACUGUAAAAGUCAACUCCAGGACACCGCCAAAUGUUUUCUCCACUUUUUGCAGUAUGUCUAUUAAGCUGUUGUUGUUUAGUUCUAUGUUUAUAUGUUAUAUGCUUUAAAGCAUUCAGAAUGUUUUAGGGUGCUGUAUAAUGUGCAUGUCAUUUACUUUUCACUGUAAAAAACUACAGCAAUUUAACCAGAAACUCAAAUAUUUAGGUGCUCAUCUCACUCUCACUAAAUCCUACGGCCCGGUAUUUGCUGCGAACUAUCCCUCGGUACAGAGACUGUGCAUAGAAUACCUGGCAACUGCAACGGUCUCUGCUCAUAUCUUGGAUAGGUCGCAUAAACACUACAAAAUGAACAUCAUCCCUCUCAUUUUUAUUUGUUUCUAGUUCGUAUUCCAUUAAGGUUUCUGAAAACUCUACUGAUUCACUCUCUGGUCUAGUAUGAAGCCUAGGGUUCCCCUAUGGAGCUUGCAUAACAGUACAAAAGAUUGCGGCUUGGGUUUAGCCAACCUCCAGAAAUAUUACUUAGCUACCAUCAGUGCAAGCUCAUGCGAAUUCUCACCUUAGAGUGUGGGUAGACCAAGAGUAUGA
Molecule: messenger RNA, 2832 nt
Organism: Pseudophryne corroboree (corroboree frog)
Lineage: Eukaryota; Metazoa; Chordata; Amphibia; Anura; Myobatrachidae
Gene: CDADC1
Product: cytidine and dCMP deaminase domain containing 1
Exons: 9
Coding region: 321-1682 (453 amino acids)
Biological process (GO): tRNA wobble adenosine to inosine editing
Cellular component (GO): cytoplasm
Molecular function (GO): tRNA-specific adenosine deaminase activity; zinc ion binding
Source: RefSeq, a predicted model, not a curated record